GUGGGCGGGAAAGACCGUAUUUUCCCCUUCAGCCGGUGGCAAUAGAAAAAGAUAGAGCGUUUCCAUUUUUUUUCUUGCAGAAUCUCUUCGGAACUGUAAUUCCUAUGGUUUCCCGCCGCAAUUGCCAGUUCUUCCCCCUCACACUCCUCCUCCUCCUCCUCCUCCUCCUUUUGCAAUUGGACUUCGUCGCCCACUUGGUUUUCUCAUCUUCAGUUCGGCUGCGGCUGCAACCGCCAACACAAACUUCACUUGUACCACCAGGACUGGCACUAGACCGCUUGUUCCAGUUCGACCUUCGUCAAAGUCAUUUUUGAUCAGAGGGGUACGUGGUCGGUCAACCUCGGGAAGGAGCCCUGGAAGAGGGAGGGGUUUGGAGACAGAGAAAGGGCGCGCUGGCGGAGGAAACAGGGCAGACGACGAAGGGGCGGAGAGGAGGUGGUCGCCCGGUUCCUGCCGGGGGGGAUUUAAAAAAAAGCCGAAAAUGGGAGAGGAAUACAGUGAAGACCUGAUGCAGCAGCUUUCCUCCAACUCGAACAACUCCAACCAGAAUUCUAAUCAGAACUCCAAUCAAAAUUUGCGACAGAGGAUACAGAAGCUGGAGGCGCGCCUGACUGGAGGAGUGCCAGCGCAGGUGAUGGAUGCCUCCCUGACGCGAUCAGCGCAGCAGCAGCCAGCGUCAACUCCUCCGCGAACCGCGCUCACGCCGUCUCGAAUGGCAGGAAAUGUGGUCCCGGCGUCCGAACCCACGGGAAUGGACGGCAUGGCUCUCUCCUUGUCCGAUUCAGACGAAGACGUCCAGGAUUUUGCUAUGAUUCCACAAAAACGGAAAACGUUUGAAGAUGACAUGGCCCUCUUCCAGAUGGAGGAAGGAGCAGGAGCAUUGAAGCGAGGGGAACAAGAUUUGAAUGCCAAGGCGGGAGGGAGACGGAGUGGCAGACGGGCUCGAGCUACACGCCCUAGAUCAUCUGGGGGAGCCCCGACUGCAGUAGCAGGAGGGUUGGCGAAAAGAACGAAAAAUGGGAAGAUUGAUGAACCACAGCUGGGGCGGCUGUAUGAUCGGGGCAUAGAGGACGGAGAGAAGAGUAUUUUUGAGCAAGACUCAGAGCUUGUGGAUGUCAGAUGGGAACAGGAGCACAGCCACAUGGAGGGGGAGCUUUUAGCUCUGAGGAGAUCAGCGGCAUUGUUGGAAGAGAAGGUCGCCCGGUAUGAGAGGGAGAUGGCAGAAGGUCAGCACGUGAAGGACAGUCUGGAAGAGGAGCUCAAGCGUGUCAAGGAUACGGAGAAAGCACAGCAUCAAAAGAGAAUGAAAGUUCUUUCUGAUCUUCUCAUUGCAGUUGCAAAGGCAGAGAGGCAAGAGGCUCGUGCGAAACUAAGGCAAGAUGCCGUACGACUGGGGACUGUUGGCGUCAUGAGGGCUGGAACAGUCAUCUCGGAAGUCUGGGAGGAUGGUCAGUGCUUCAGGGAUAUUCAAGCAAGGCUGGCUAAUGUGCUAGAACAACGGGAGAUUGUGGAAAGGAAGAGAAAGUUGAUGAAAAGGCGGGUCCCGGCAGAUAAAUCAUCCGAUUCUGCAGAGGUUGAUGGCAACGGCCUUGCCGGUGGAGGGGGAGGCGGCGCAGGAGGGGGUGGAGGAGGAACUGGAGUAUUGUCAGAGGAGGAGUUUUUGGUGAACGAGGAGAUGUUCAAGUCAAAGCUUCUUGCUCUCAAAAGGGUGAGUUUGAUGAUGAGCCAAGUGUGCUCUUGUCGUCACAAGCUGCAGAUGCUGUGCUGUCCAGAUAUGGCAUGUAACAAUGCUGCUUGCCAAUGCCAUUUCUCAUCUUGUCUUUGUCACUUGCUCCAUUCUAUUCUGGGGAGCAUCGGUCGGUUCCUUUUCACCAGCAUGUCAAAGAAUACAAUGAGACCCACUCAACACUUCCCUGUGUUCCAGCCAGGGGAACCCCGAACAGCAUUGAACACUGCAAGCGGGGCGCUGAGUGUCAGGAAGGAGGAGGAGGACAAGAUGGUCGCCAUCCUGCAGGAGAGGAAGGAGAAGGAGGCCAAGAAGAAGGCCUUGAAGGAGGAGCAGGCGGCCAAAUUGAAGAAGAUAGAAAAAGAGAUGGCCAAAGAGAAGGAGAGAAUAAAGAAGGAAGAGGAGGCGAAGUUGAAAGAGGUGGACGAGGAAGAAGAGGAAGGACCGCCACUGCAAAGGAAGAGUGGGCAGCACAGUGGCAGCAAGGAUGAAGAAAUGGAGAAGCGGAUUUCAGAAUGGGUCACCAACUUGUCCAUGGGUGAAGAGGAAGAGGUUGCUAUGUACAUCCCCAAGGAUGAGCAAGAAGCCGCCAUGAAAAAAUGGGAAGCAGAGGAAGAUGUUUUGACGCGGCGGGCGAUGGAGGAUGAACAGAGGAUGGCGUGGAAACUCGCGAUGAUGAGGGAAAAGAAGAGAAGAGUGGAGGCGGCGAAUGCAGCAAUAGAGGAAUUGGAGGAGGCGCAGAAAUUGAGAUUACAAUUGACACCCCAGGUAGAUCUCGAACGGAAGGUGGAGAUCUUCCCCCAGAGCGUGGAGCGUGUAGCUAAGGUGCAAGAAAAGCACUAUGAAUUUAGUCGCAGCCAGGAGAUAUCGGUGCGCUCGAUGCGAACAGGAUUACGGGACUUUGCUCGUGAGUUAGUAGGCGCUGUGGGGGCCGAGGUGAGUCACCGCCUCAAGAAGACUGAGCGUUUUUGYGUCGGCGCCAUUGAGGGCGUCAAGGUGGCAGCUCCCAAGGAGGAGGAAACUCGUCCUCGCAGGGAGCCAGUAAAAGUCAAAUUCCCUGAUUCCUACAGUGGAAAAAGGGAAGAGAACUUCGACAAUUGGGAGGCCAAUGUUAGGACCUAUGUGCAUUUGCAACAGGUCUCCCCGGACCAGCAGGUCCUAAUUGCGAUCCACGCGCUUAAGGAUGAGGCCGCUAGUUUUGCAAGGUCCCUUGUUCGCGCUGCCAACUACAGUGACGAUCCAGUUGCAUACUCCACAUUCACCCCCCUCGUUGAGUUCCUGAAAUUGCUGCGCGAGCGAUUUGCUGAUAUCGCUCGUAGUGUUAAAGCGUCAGAUAGGCUGCAGACGAUCCACGCCCGCAAAUGGAAGAGUGCCAGGGCACUCAAGAGUAUCAUGGAUGAGUUGGUGGCUGUCCCGGACCAUGGGGUUACGGACACCCAGUUGGUCGGCCUCUUCUACCGGGCCAUACCCGAAGCCCUUCGAGGGCAUUUCUUCGCAAAGAGCGAAGACCCUGCCACUACGUAUGAUUCUCUUAGUCGUGAAGUGGUGGCUUUUGAAGCCAAGUCUGCGUCUGUGUCCACCUUCUGGCACAAAGACGUGGAUAAGGGAAAGCAAUGGAAGGGCCGCACUAUUUCCGGGCAAGUGAAGACUAAGGAUAGCCUUGUCCUGACCUUAGACGAGGAGGUUGCAGGCCGGUGUCUAGACAGCUGUCCCGAAACGGCUUGUGUUAGAGUUUCGCUAGACACCUCCCUCACAGGCGUGGCCGAAGAAUUGAAGGAGAGGAUGCCCGCCUGGGCCAAGAUGAAGAAGGAGAAUAAAGGGCAACUUAUAUUGCUAGAUACAAAGGUUUUUAGAAGUAGAGUAGGGGCCCUAGUAGACUCAGAGGCCACCCACAACUAUAUUAGUAAGAAAGCGCUGCAGAAGUUGAAGCUGGGACUUAAGGUCCAAAAGCUAGCAGACCCUAUAGUUAGUAUCCUCGCGGACAAUCGCACUAUGGUUGUAGAGGAUUACGUAGAGGGAGUCCAGGCGUAUUUCCGCCUAGAGAAAGAUGGGAAUGUGGAAAGGAUUCUCCACUCCCUGACUCUUCUCGUAGAAGAUAGCCUCCCCUUUGAUAUUGUUCUGGGAAUGGAUUUGGGAGAGGCAGUCGGGGCCACGCUCCAUUUGAAGGAGCACGAGUGUAGGCUCCCUAGUUCGUCAGGCGAGGCUAAGACUGCCCGCCUGUUCCAUGUGUCAGGGGUAGAGAAUUCCUUGGCGCAUUGCUGCCUUAGUGCCCCCGCGUUCGCCAGACUGGUGAAAAAGGAGAAGUUGGAGGAACAAGUUUUUGUUGCCUAUGUUGGGCCAGUGACUGAGCCUACGGAAGAAAGGCCGAUGGACCCUGCGAUUGCCAAGCUGCUGGAAGAGUUUGGAGAUUUGACUGAGCCGCCGACAGGCACGGUGCCGCGGCCCAUCCAGCACCGUAUUGAGAUAGAGCCUGGCAGUAGAACUCCUAAGGGUGCGGUGUACAGGAUGUCCCCGCAGGAGUUAGAGGAGCUUCGCAAGCAGUUAGACGAGCUCCUCGAGAAGGGUUGGAUUAGGCCCAGUUCGUCUCCUUUCGGAGCGCCUGUCCUCUUUGUCCCUAAGAAAGAGGGAGAGCUGAGAAUGUGCAUAGACUAUAGGGGUCUGAAUGCUAUURCGGUAAAGAAUGCUGAGCCACUGCCUAGGAUAGACGAUCUCUUAGAUCGAGUGCARGGGGCGAAGUAUUUUUCCAAGAUAGAUUUGAAGUCCKGGUAUCAUCAGAUAGAGGUGCAUYCUGAUGAYCARUAUAAGACAGCCUUCCGGACUAGAUAUGGGCACUACGAGUUCAUASUGAUGCCCUUUGGACUAACCAAUGCGCCAGCUACGUUCCAGCGCUGCAUGAACGAUUUGUUUAGGCCGUGGUUAGACAGGUUUGUUGUAGUGUACCUAGAUGACAUCCUAAUGUUUAGCCGGACCCUUGAAGAGCAUCAGGGUCAUCUCAGGCAGGUCUUGGAGAAACUGAGGGAAGCUAACUUCAAGAUCAAUGCAAAGAAGUGCGAUUGGGCGAAGACCCAAGUUUUGUACCUAGGCCACGUCUUAGACGGAGACGGCGUUAAGCCAGAGGAUAGCMAGAUCGCAGCGAUUAGAGAUUGGCCCACGCCACGUACGCUGACAGAGUUGCGCUCGUUCCUGGGCUUAGCUAAUUACUACCGGAAGUUCGUGAGGAACUUCUCCACUAUCGCUGCGCCCCUUCGCAGAUUACUUAGGAAGGAGACCAUUUGGAAGUGGGACAAGGACUGCACGUCUGCCAUGAAAAAGUUGAAGCAGGCGUUGAUAGAGUACCCGGUCCUUAAGGUAGCCGAACCGUCCUUGCCUUUUGUCGUCACUACGGAUGCUAGCCAGUACGGCAUAGGCGCGGUGUUGCAGCAAGACGAUGGCAAUGGGUAUGGACCCGUAGAGUUUAUGUCUGCCAGGAUGCCUUCAAUGAAGGUCGCGACAUCUACCUAUGAGAGGGAACUCUACGCUCUCAGGCAAGCGUUAGACCACUGGAAGCACUACUUGCUUGGGAGGCACUUCAAAGUCUAUUCUGACCAUGAAAUGCUACGAUGGUUAAAGACGCAGGCCAAGAUGACACCUAAGCUUACUAGGUGGGCCGCAAAGAUAGAUCAGUACGACUUCGAGCUCAAGCCUGUCAAAGGGUAUGAGGAACUGGGGUUGUGUUUGCAGGAAGAGGAAGCAAUUACUAGGGACAGGGAGCGGUGCGAGGUCGAGAAGGCACGCCAUAUAAGGGAGAUGAAAAGAGUGCGGGAUGAGGAUGCUUCACGUUUCAACCACUUUGGAAUUCUGAAUAAGCGAUAUGCGCUCUUAAACCUGCUUGGGAAGGGUGGCUUCAGUGAGGUUUAUAAGGCAUUUGACCUGGUGGAGUACAGAUAUGUUGCAUGCAAACUGCAUCAACUGAACCUGCAAUGGAGUGAAGAAAAGAAACAAAGCUAUGUCAGGCAUGCCAUUCGCGAGUACAACAUUCACAAGAACCUAGAUCAUCCACACAUCGUCAAGCUCCUUGAUAUCUUCGAGAUUGACAACAACACAUUCUGCACUGUCCUCGAGUACUGUAACGGAAAGGAUUUGGAUGCAGUACUCAAGGGAACACCUAUCUUGCCAGAGAAGGAGGCAAGGUGCAUACUUGUCCAAAUUUUUUCUGGGCUAGUGUACCUCAACCAGCCAGAGCAUAGGGUGAUUCAUUAUGAUCUUAAGCCUGGAAACAUCAUGUUUGAUUCCACGGGUGAGGUUAAGAUUACUGACUUUGGCCUCAGCAAAGUCCUGGAAGAGAACUGUGGCUCCCAGGGUAUGGAACUCACCUCGCAAGGUGCUGGAACCUACUGGUACUUGCCUCCGGAGUGUUUUGAUGUUAGGAGAACUCCAAUGAUCUCGUCGAAGGUUGAUGUCUGGUCAGCAGGCAUCAUAUUUUAUCAGAUGUUGUUUGGUAAGAGACCAUUUGGCCAUGACCAGACACAAGAGAGAAUUCUGCGCGAGGAUACAAUUAUCCGUGCUAACUCCGUCGAGUUCCCGUCUAAACCAUCGGUCUCAAAUGAUGCCAAGGAGUUCAUCCGGAAAUGUCUGGCGUAUAAUCAGAGGGACAGGCCAGAUGUGAUACUUGCUGCUCAGGACCCUUACCUCUCAUAUGUGAAGAGGAAACCUUAGCAACCAUUCGUUGGUGGGAGAAAGGGGCCCUUGAGUCAUUUUCCAUGUCUUUCAAGCUUCCCUUGCGGAGAAGAGUUCAGGCGAGCCCUGUCCUGCUGCGAGAAGGGGAGAGACCAUAUGAUGAAGCGUAAGUAGAACGAGUGUUGACAAUUAAGGAUUUAGAGAUAGUCCGGGGACAUCAUUCGCCAACUGACCAUACUAAUUACCGCCUGUCUGUAUCUUUGCCCGCUCCUUCAUUGUCUAUUGGACAUCUGUUAGGGUAGUAGGCAGAGUGGCUAAAAUCUGCCACACAUUUAGCAAAGAGUUGGGCUCAGAGUUGGGCUCAGAGCUGGGAGUUGGGCUCAGAGUUUCAAAAUGCGUAUCAUUUUCAUUUUCUCUCUUUCUUUGCGCCGUGAAUUGUUGUCUUGUUUCCAUGUUGAAGUCCGCGUUCAUCCGAUUCCGGUCAUUUCAUUGUCUUUCUGUAGGUUCUUUUUGCUCUUUUAAGUUUUAAGUUUUAAGUUUUAACCAUUUCCCAGCUCAGUUGUUGAUAGCUAGGCAUUGUGGGAUAAGAGGGGCAGCUUAGGUCU
Molecule: messenger RNA, 6987 nt
Organism: Chara braunii
Lineage: Eukaryota; Viridiplantae; Streptophyta; Charophyceae; Charales; Characeae
Source: the annotation of a GenBank genome assembly